UGACUGAACAUGGAGACUCUCUUUUGUUCUAGUCAAAGACUCCAAAUGUGACUACCCUGCAGCCUGUAAUGCCAUGGAGACCCUCCUUAUUCACAGAGAUUUGCUGCGCACUCCUUUAUUCGACCAGAUCAUUGAUAUGUUGAGGACAGAAGAAGUAAAGAUUCACGCGGGUCCUCGCUUUGCAUCGUACUUAACCUUUAGCCCGUCUGAGGUGAAGUCUCUCCGUACAGAGUACGGGGACCUGGAGUGCUGCAUCGAGGUGGUAGACAGCAUGCAGGACGCUGUGGACCACAUUCACAAAUAUGGCAGCUCCCACACUGAUGUCAUUGUCACAGAGAACGAGGAAACAGCCGAGCAGUUCCUGCAGCAGGUCGACAGCGCCUGCGUGUUCUGGAACUCCAGCUCUCGCUUUGCCGACGGAUACCGCUUUGGCCUGGGAGCUGAGGUUGGCAUUAGCACAGCAAGGAUACACGCCAGGGGCCCAGUGGGUUUGGAGGGACUCCUUACGACAAAAUGGGUCCUUCGAGGAGAGGGGCACACUGUUGCAGACUUCUCCGAGCAAGGCAGUAUGAAAUAUCUCCACGAAAGCAUCCCGGUCCCACAGGGACAUAUUAAUUAGGAGAUCUCCCAGCUGGAGCCAAACCAACAGAUGUCUGGAAAGAGUUUAUUAGAGCCUUGUGUCAAACGGUAUAAUUUCAACUUCCUAGCUGCUCCUUCAUCACCUGUUUGAGUUUUCUAUAUCAGUGCAGACUUGCAGAUGCCAUCGGGUUGAUUUUUGUAGAUUUCCAAUUUCCUAAUUGUGUGAACCAGUGCUGAAACCUGUGAAUCUGAAUUUUUCAGUGCAUCAACAAAACGUACAUUUUGCUAAAGCAACAACAAAAAAGCUGUGCAUAAUGCAGACAUGAAGUAAAGCUCAUUUUCCCUUCUAUAAAGUCAUUUUUGUAACAAGAUUUUAAAAAAAAUGGAUCAUUGGCUCAGCUGUGAUUUUCUAAUUUAUUUUUUUACAUUUAAAGUCUCCCUUUGUUUUGUAAAUCACUGCAAGUACUGUUUGUGCAAGAUAUUGGUUCUGAUUUUUUUUUUUUGCUGUCCUCUUUGCAGAGAUAAUUUAAUAAAUAUGGUGUACAGUUCUUAAA
This is a messenger RNA of Poecilia latipinna (sailfin molly), 1133 nucleotides long. RefSeq names its product delta-1-pyrroline-5-carboxylate synthase-like. The transcript is spliced from 3 exons. The coding region runs from base 74 to 619 and encodes 181 amino acids. Gene Ontology annotation, molecular function: glutamate-5-semialdehyde dehydrogenase (NADP+) activity. The record is from RefSeq and is a predicted model, not a curated record. Gene Ontology annotation, cellular component: mitochondrion. NCBI's taxonomy places the organism in Eukaryota, Metazoa, Chordata, Actinopteri, Cyprinodontiformes, Poeciliidae.